GAAUUUCAAAUCGAAUUAACCCGACCCGUUAUUACGGAUCCAUAACAAAUCCCCUUUGCGCCGUGAGGGUUUUACGAUUGAGCAGAACAAGAAGCUGAACAAAAAGCUUUUGGGCAUCAACCCUCGAGAGACCAGACUGAACCAACAUCAUUCGUAAUGGGAUCCUACAAGUGUGCAAUGGAGUUAUUGAGGAAAAAUCAAGUAGAUUUGAUAAGGGUUUUGCCCAGGAUGAGAUUGGGGGGGCAGAGGGCUUUCCACAAGGAGGAGGUCAAGGCAGAUCAGUUGCUGGCAGUAGUAAGAUCAGGUUUUGCGAGUCAAUCUGCUGCUCCCGGAAGCCAUUUGACUAGGGGAAUAGCCGGAGCUAAUGGAAUUCCUGUUCUAUAUGGAAGGUAUCCCACCAGAGAGUUUAUGCAUGCUUCUUGGCCACAGUCACAACACACAAGAAACUAUGGAGCAAGUACCACCAUUCCUCUCUUUAGCAAAUCCUUUUCAUCAAAAGCUACACGGAAACAGCAACAAAGUUCAUCUGAGAAUAAGAAAGAUGUAUCUACUGUAGAGGAUCCUUUCGAUGCUCCUACAUACAACAUCCCAGAAAAGCCCGUGACGUUUGUAGAGGGAGCUUCCUACAGUCUUGUCAUUCUUGCAGGGCUUGGAAUUGCUGUUGCUGCAGGAUAUGCUGUUUUCAAGGAGCUUAUUUUUGAACCAAAAGAGUACAAGAUCUUUAACAAGGCUCUUAAAAGGAUUCAAGAUGAUGCACAGGUUAGGAUGAGGGUCGGAUAUCCUAUUACUGGAUACGGUCAAGAAAGUAGAAACCGUGCUGCUCGCCAACGCAUUCCCAACAGAGUAUGGCACGAUGAAGAAGGCGUAGAGCAUGUAGAGGUUAACUUUCAUGUUCGCGGACCCCAUGGAGCCGGGAAAGUAUUUGCGGAGAUGUUCAAAGACGGAACAGACAAGCAAUGGAAGUUCACGUAUUUGAUUGUUCAGAUACAAUCACCUUCUCCGUCACAAUUGAUUCUAGAGUCUUAUCUGCCUUCUUACAACACAGCCAACUAGUCGCGACGCAUGCUCACUUCUGUACCAAAAUGGCAUCGGGGUAGGAUCGACAUAGAGAUAGUCCUGUUAAUAUUUCUUCUUCUUUUUCCCUUAAUAUCCUGAAAAUGUUGAGCAUAAACUUGUCCCUUAUCUUCCUGGAAAGCUUUAUUUUUUAGUCCAUGUUUUAAUCAACUCACAUGAGAAUUUCUUGUACCUCAUUAUUUAGCAGGGAAAAUUUGAAAUGGUUUGUUCCUUCCUA
Messenger RNA from Pyrus x bretschneideri (Chinese white pear), 1291 nucleotides. RefSeq names its product probable mitochondrial import inner membrane translocase subunit TIM21. The transcript has 9 exons. The record is from RefSeq and is a predicted model, not a curated record. Gene Ontology annotation, cellular component: TIM23 mitochondrial import inner membrane translocase complex. Gene Ontology annotation, biological process: protein import into mitochondrial matrix. Bases 157 to 1053 code for a protein of 298 amino acids. NCBI's taxonomy places the organism in Eukaryota, Viridiplantae, Streptophyta, Magnoliopsida, Rosales, Rosaceae.